AUGCCCAAAUCGUCUUCUUUGUCACUAGCCAUGCGGCCCAAAGGCGGAAAGGACAACGUCAACUCUCCGCUUAGCCCCAUAAGCCCAUCGUCCCCAGACAUGAACGGCAACGCCCCCAACGGUGCAACACCGACCGCCCCCUAUCACGACAUGCCUGCUUCGCCUGCCUCGCCCAAACCCCGAAAGGAUUCCAAGAGCAUCUUUUCCAAUUUCUCCGCCACGCGAUCUUCAUCGCGCUUAACGAACCCCGAAAAUUCCAGUCGCCAAUUGCCUGAACCACGAGAGAGUCAAACAGCGAUCUAUGUCAAUGGUCGCAGCGGCAAUUCUACGCCAGACUUGAGUCGUCCGGUCCAAACACCGAAUUCUGAUGGUAAGUCACACGCUAACACCACACUGACAGCGACAGACAAUCGAUCUGAAACCAUUCCCUUUGAGCAGCGAAGUGGUUCCGGCAAGUCAAGCGAGGCAGCAGAGAUCGGUCCAGACACUCCAAACUCAAAGCGCGAUAAAUCGAAAGCGAAGAAACAAAGCGGCAUGCUUGGGCGAUCGAGGUCAAUCAAAACCGAUGAAGGGUCUGGGCGAACGAAACUCAACAAGGUUCAGCCUGCCAAACUAUCACCAGAUGCGACAGCAUCAUGGACGCAAAACGGCGAUGGUGCACUACUAAAAAGCGCGCCAAUGGAGAAGGACAAAUCAUGGCGCUCAAACAUGGCGUUUGGCAAACUCCGAACCCACUCCGCAGAUCGGCACGACGCCUCUCAGCUCGCACCACGUGACCAUGAUGACGCGCGAAGAGACCGAGGGGAGCAGAGCUCCGUGGCCUCGGGUUCCUAUAACGAGAGCCGUGGCGCUCAGUUGAUGUCCAACAUGGGUUCUGGUGCUAUGAAAGUCGGCGAGAAGCUCAAUUCGGCUCGUAAGGGUCUCUUUGGGAAGUUGGGUCGAAGCUCGAGCAACCAUGAAAGGGAGCUCCAAAUCCCCAAGGAACAGUAUCAGUUCAAGAUCAUUCACACGCCGUUGGUCGAACAGACGAGAUUGACCAGGAUCUCGAACCGGUUGGAGAAUUCCAAGGACAAGACGGAAUUCUGGAUGCCAGCGCUACCUUGGCGUUGUAUCGACUAUCUGAACAUGAAAGGAUGUGAGGAGGAAGGCCUAUACCGAGUUCCUGGUGCCGCUCAUCAGAUCAGAUAUUAUGAGCAGAAGUUUGAUCAAGAUCGCGACAUAGACCUCAUCGCAGACGAAAACUUGAACGAUCCAAACGUCAUUGGUUCGUUGUUCAAGAAUUGGCUGCGCCAAUUGCCCGAUGAAAUCUUUCCCAAGGCUAUUCAAUCGCGGAUCCAGCAAGAGUGUCAAGGUGCGAAGAGUACGCCUCAGCUCUUGAAAGAUGAGCUGUCUAAGCUGCCGCCAUUCAACUACUAUCUCCUGUUCGCUAUCACCUGCCACAUCAGUCUGCUCCACUCUUGCUCGGAGUUCAACAAAAUGAACUACAACAAUCUGUGCAUCUGCUUCCAACCCGCUAUCAAAAUUGACGCAUUUUGCUUCCAAUUUUUGAUCCUGGACUGGCGCAAUUGCUGGCAGGGGUGCUGGACUGAGAAAGAGUACCUGGCUGAAGAGGUGAAGUUGCUGGAUACCAGUGCAAUGCAGACGCAGCCCCAUCCUACUCCUUCCCGCAACGGACACAGCUCGGGCAAGACAAAGGGCUCACAGUCAUCGGGAUUUCUAGGGGACAACUUCAAGUCUCCCUCGGCACGGAACGAUUCGAGAGACAGAAAGGCACCCUCUUCGCGGGGAGUGUCUUCAGAUAGGAGUCUGGCUUCUGGACGUGCAACCCCGCCGAACUCAUCUCUUCUGUCUUCCGAGAAGUCCAACAGUUCAAAGCGUGGAGGCACGCACGAGAGGGACAUGUCGGCGGACCGAGCAAUCUCUUCGUCAGACAGCCGUGAAGCGUUCAAUGCGCGCUCGACUCCAAAACGAGCACCAGCAUCAGUCAGCGCCGACACUAUAGACGAUGAAGACACCAGUGCGACGCCUACUCAGGCACAGCACAGCAGAGGUCCUUCGGAGAGCCAAUUCCGCCUUGAUCUCAACAAUCCGCCCAGUUCCCCAUUUUCAAUAGACUUUAAUGGACCUAAUGGACGGUAA
Paraphaeosphaeria sporulosa is the source of this 2139-nucleotide messenger RNA. RefSeq lists its product as uncharacterized. The record is from RefSeq and is a predicted model, not a curated record. Gene Ontology annotation, biological process: signal transduction; regulation of GTPase activity. The transcript has 4 exons. NCBI's taxonomy places the organism in Eukaryota, Fungi, Ascomycota, Dothideomycetes, Pleosporales, Didymosphaeriaceae. Gene Ontology annotation, cellular component: cytoplasm. Bases 1 to 2139 code for a protein of 712 amino acids.